Messenger RNA from Triticum dicoccoides, 1207 nucleotides. RefSeq lists its product as uncharacterized. The record is from RefSeq and is a predicted model, not a curated record. Gene Ontology annotation, molecular function: protein binding. The transcript is spliced from 2 exons. NCBI's taxonomy places the organism in Eukaryota, Viridiplantae, Streptophyta, Magnoliopsida, Poales, Poaceae. Bases 66 to 1028 code for a protein of 320 amino acids.
UCUUUCGAAGCUUACUGCACCACUCCUUUUUGCUUUGCUCCGGGACAGAUCGAGCGAGAUCCAGGAUGAACUCCCGGCCAGCGACCAUGGCGGAGGCCGCACCGCCUCCUCUCCUCGGCGGCCUCCCUGACGAGAUCGCCAUCUGGGAGAUCCUCGUCCGCCUGCCCCCCAAAGACCUCCUCCGCUGCCGUGCCGUCUGCCGUGCCUGGCGCUGCACCACCUCCACCCGCGACUUCCUCCUCACCCACCACGCCCGCCAGCCCUCCCUCCCUCUCUCCUACGUCAAAAAUUACGGCGGCGACCUUUUCACCCUAGACAUCAUCUCCUUCGACCACCAGGGAUGGGCCGCCACCCCCCAGACCGUCGCGCGACUUCGCCGCCAUAUCUUAAUUCCGAGGGUCUCCUGCGACGGCUUAAUCGUCUUCUGGAUAGAAUGCAAAGCUGGUCAACAACUAUUCAUCUGCAACCCGGCGACUCGUCAGUAUGGUUGCCUCCCGAUGCUUUUUGGCGGUCCCCUGUCCGCCGUGGGGAUGCCUUUUGGCGCUCCCCGACCCGUGGCCGUGGGGAUGUACUCACACAGCCCAACCGGCGAGUACCGACUACUAUUGCUGCAGAAAGCUGAAGCACCAGAUGGCUCCUCCCUCGUCUACACAUACGCUUUAGGCUCCAGCCAGCCGCCGUGGCACCUACACAUCGAAGGCCCCAAUUUGAACGAACUGGACUACGAGCACGAGGUCUGGGCUUUUAAAUACCGGGUUGAAAUACCGUAUGCGGAGCUCACCUUGCAGUUUGGAUUGUUUUACCCGCGUGAUUGUGUGGUGUUUACUUCUUGGGUUGGCGAUGUGGCAGUGCUGGUCCCGUUUGGCCGCUGGUUACUUCAGCUUGACGUGGGUGGCAAGCUGGUUGCCAGUUUCGAGGACAGCGGUGGACUCAUUGGUCAGCCAUAUCAGCUCAAGCAAACUCUUGUUCAGCAUACCUUCUUUCUUACACUAGAGGGUUAUGUUGUCAAUGGUUCGCCUUUCAUCUGAAGAGAAGAUUAUGUUGUGAACACGUAGCCUUUCAUCCGAGGGCUGUUGACUCUGGUGGUGCUGUCGUAUGUAUUAACCGGGUCCACUGUGAGCCCACUACCUGCUUUGCUAAUAUAUUAAAAAUAAUGAUGAAGAAGCUUGGAUUAUGUUAUAGCCGGCUUAGUUUAUAUCUGGAAGAG